Messenger RNA from Cottoperca gobio, 1326 nucleotides. RefSeq names its product sperm-associated antigen 17-like. The transcript has 7 exons. NCBI's taxonomy places the organism in Eukaryota, Metazoa, Chordata, Actinopteri, Perciformes, Bovichtidae. Bases 1 to 1326 code for a protein of 441 amino acids. The record is from RefSeq and is a predicted model, not a curated record.
AUGAGGGAGAGUUGUGUCACUGAGUGCAAAUGCCACCAAAAGCAGCUAAAAGGGUCUCAGACAAAAAGCCCAACGCUUCUGGAGCCGCAGUUGUCAGUAAGAACUGGGAGGCUGGACUCACCAGAGCACCGUUUGAAGAGGAGUCAUGGCAAGCCUGUGUGUCCCUCACCUGUGGGACCUUCCAAGGAGAAGAAGACCAAGUUAAAACGCAGGGAUGAUGUUGAGCCUCCAAAGUUCAUAGAUGACGAACCACAGGAUGGUCCUCAACACUACGUGCUGAUACUGGGAUUCUUCCAGCCCCACCUGAUCGGAGCGCUUGAUGCCAUAGGUGUACAUGUAGACAAUGUCAUUAAAUUGUGUUCGGAGGGACAGCAGGAAAACCCCCCCUGUGGGGGCCAUGAGCAGAGUCUGAGCGCACCUCCGAUUUUGGAUGCAGAAGCAGAGGUUCAUGGUCAUGUAGAGUUGGCUCUGCAGGCCAGGAAGUUGGAUGUAUUCUGGUCCGGUCUGAGACCGGUGUUGGACAGCAGGCCACAUGAGUCCAAGCUCCAUGAUGUGGUUCAGCUCAGCUACACUGUCCCAGGUCUCUGGCCUGCCUUCCAAACACAGGACCCUGAGGCUCAGCUGGAGAUGGGAAGCCGAAUCUUUGAGGGUGUGGCCAAUCUCAUCUAUGACUGUUUGGACUGGCGCAGGCAAUAUCAGCGCUACCUGGACAACAUCCAACUCUUCAUUGUACCCACUGUUCUGUUGGAUCCACAGCCUACAGAGAAAGAUGUCUUUAAUGCCGUGAGUCUGUCGGCGAGUACAAUCACCAGACGCAUUGAAGAAAUCGGGGGUAAUGUAUAUGCCCAGCUGCAGCAGAAGACGAAAGAAUUUGACUUUUUUUCAUUAGCACUGGAUGAGAGCACGGACGUGCAAGACACAGCGCAGCUGCUCAUUUUUAUUCGUGGAGUUAGCGCAAACUUUGAGAUGUGCGAGGAGCUGGCAGCCCUCCAAAGUCUCAAAGGGACUACAGCGGGGGAGGAUAUUUUCGGCAAAGUAUGCCAAACCAUGGAAGAGUUGGACCUAGACUGGUCAAAGCUUGCCAGCAUCACGACUGACGGGGCUCCUAGUAUGGUGGGCGCGUCUCGGGGUCUAAUAGGACGCAUGAACCGGGAGAUGGAAGAACGGGGUCUCACCGCCCCGCUACAAGUCCACUGCCUAAUUCACCAGCAAGCACUGUGCUGCAAAGUGUUGAAGUGGGAUUCUGUCAUGAAGGUUGUGGUGUCAUGCAUAAACUUCAUCAGAGCAAAGGGACUUAAACAGGCAGUUCCAACAAUUCCUGUCUGA